CAAGUGUAGUCAGGUUAAUCUAUAACUUAUCUUCUUGGCUCGUCUUUAGAGUUACUCAGUGUUCUUUCAGUUUGACUUCGCUGUGAGAGGUAGCGUUUGAAUGUGACACUCAUGAAUCAAGGUUUCUGGACUAACGCGGUGGUGCAUAGGCCUGUAAUGGAGACCAACAGAGCCAGAAACCCUACAGAAGUCCUCUGUAAUGACCCGACUCCUCGCCCUCGACAGCCAAACAGUUUGCUGGACAAUGAGACGACUGGAGCCUUCCUGCUCUUCUCAGGAAUGUUACUCACCCUUGUUGGUAUCUUUUUCACCAGUAUGGGCUGGUAUCAGUACUACGCCACCCUCAACAUUGAGUGGACCCAACUAAUGGGCCCCAUCCUGAUCUCCGUCGGAGGCACUUUUGUGCUCACCAGUGUCUGCAAGUUUGGGAUCAUCUCCCUCUGGUCCUGCACAUGCUGGGUCAAAAAAGUGAUUGUCAUGCCUGCGAUAGAGCAAACCUCAACGGGACGUUCUUUUGCGUUAAGCGACACAAACCAACCAAUCAUGUUCCAUAAUGCCAUAGGAAUGCUAAGUAUUCCACCUCAGUAUGACUUUAUAACCCAGGAAGUACGCCAGGCCGUCGAGUUCCAGCCUGGCGUCCGUGUCGCAUGUCCUCCAUAUGACGCUGUGUGCUGCGUGGAUAACACAGUUUUCACAGCAGAAGAAGAAGACCUCUCAGCUCACUGCACAGAAACAGACCACAGAAGAAGCAGGAUUGAGAAUACAGAAAAUGAAAGAGGACGUGGUGGGGCUCCACCUGCAUAUGAAGACAUCUAUCCUUCCCUUAACUGACAAUGUAAAAAAGUGAUUUGAUAAAAUGUCCUGCAGAACAAAAGAGUAACUUAUCUUAUGUCUCACGUUCCUCUCACAGCUGUUAAUCAUGUACUGUUACCAUCAUAAUUAUGUAUGAAGUCAUAAAAUCCACCAAGAUGAGGCUCCCUGGAAGAAAACCAUCAUCAAAAUUUAAAUUUAUGGACAAUCUGAGGGCUCUAAGGUUCUGGAAACUUUAGAGAUACUAAAUUUAAAUUCAGCAUUAAAAAAAAACACAUAUUUAUGCAGUGCUUGUUGUCUCUCAAUAGCUGCAGAAACUGCUGUACAGUACGUGCCCAUUAAAUGUUGGCAGAGGGAAUGUGGACAGCCACUAUCGCAUGAAACAAACAUGGGGACAAUUUAUUUUAAAAAAAGUUUUUUUUUUAUAUGCUGGGAGAAAAAUUAACAUCAAAAGAGGAAAGAGUCAUAAUGGUCAUUCACCAUUUAGUUGUAAUUGUUCACAUAUUUGCAGCUUUUCUCAUAUUGGUGUGUGGCGUUUAAAGAGAGCAUGAAAGUCAAAGGAUCACCUCAACAUGAGCAAAUCUCAAAAUAGAAUGAAUACUACUAAAAGUAAUAAUAAUAGGUAAUAAUAAGGCCAGUUAUCCACUCAGAUUGAGUUGAACUGUCCUGUUUUGUUUCCCCUUUUCCUGCAGGAUCAUUCAACUAGUGUAGUGAUGCGUUUACUGUCUGCAGGACAAACUCAGUGUCACUGCACCACACGGGGGCAGAAACACUGAGGAAAUCAAUACACACCUUUAUUCGUCAGGUCAGGUGGUUUUACUGGGAUAAGGGAAGAAUACAGUAUAAUGCAUAACAAUAAUAAUAUUUUUUUUAAAAAAUAUGCAAAAAAUGUCGUUGGAGAUAAAUAAUAUUAAAUAUGCUUUUUUUUUUUUUUAAAUGAGGCUUAAAACUUCCCUCUUCAUCACUUUCGUUUAUUAGAUUAAAUGUGGGAUAACUUUUAUUCACUUGUUUUAUUCAACUUUAUCUUAUUUUUAUCUCUUUUUUUAUUUUAUUAAAGAAAAAACUUAAGGCCUUUUAUGCUUUAU
Messenger RNA from Sebastes umbrosus (honeycomb rockfish), 1895 nucleotides. RefSeq names its product transmembrane protein 174 (gene tmem174). The transcript is spliced from 2 exons. The coding region runs from base 112 to 831 and encodes 239 amino acids. The record is from RefSeq and is a predicted model, not a curated record. NCBI's taxonomy places the organism in Eukaryota, Metazoa, Chordata, Actinopteri, Perciformes, Sebastidae.